Molecule: messenger RNA, 4607 nt
Organism: Harpia harpyja (harpy eagle)
Lineage: Eukaryota; Metazoa; Chordata; Aves; Accipitriformes; Accipitridae
Gene: RRM1
Product: ribonucleotide reductase catalytic subunit M1
Exons: 19
Coding region: 1202-3541 (779 amino acids)
Biological process (GO): deoxyribonucleotide biosynthetic process; DNA replication
Cellular component (GO): ribonucleoside-diphosphate reductase complex
Molecular function (GO): ATP binding; ribonucleoside-diphosphate reductase activity, thioredoxin disulfide as acceptor
Source: RefSeq, a predicted model, not a curated record
GAGCAAAAAGGAAGCUCAUCAUGGGAGGAAACCAAAGGAAGAAAGAGUCAUUCUGCUUGAUGACUGUGGUCGCCUUCAUCUCACGCCAUCUGCCAGAACACUGCUGUACUCCUGGGGCAGUGCAAAGUCCUAGACCUUGCAAGAGAGACAAUCAAAAUCAAGCAGUCUCUUCAAAUGGACAGCAUGUCUGCAGAUGUUUCUGGGUCAAGGAAUUAACUGUAACUCCACCCAAAAGAGGGAAAUGGAAGAGGUAUUUUUAACUUGGGUAAUUUUGGUGGUCUUGCUUAUGGUAGAGGUUUGCACACAGUUGGUCCAGGGCAACUGAGGAACCAGUAAUCAGUGUUGGGGAAUUAGCACGGUGUGCUAUGAUGCACAAAACAACCAGGAGGCGGAGAAUUAGACUCUUCCAUCUGUAUUUUCUCCUCAAAGACUGGAUUCUGUAAGAAACCCCCAAGAUACCUGAGAUACUCACAACUCCCACUGGAGCCUGGGGGCCCCCAGAGCCAGUCACAGAGCAGCCCAGGCCUUUGUCCCUGGCAGGAUUAAGAUAACUCUGUGCAGCUCACUCCAUGACUCAAGGCCUCCACCUCACUCUCAUGGUUUCCCCUGCUUUUGCAAGCAAUGUUUCUCAAGCCCAACAGCUCUCCACUUGCACCAGGAGUGCUGCCAGCUGGGCAGCCUGGCACCGCAGCACUGUCAAGAUUUUCAGGAUGUCUUCUCAGGGUGCAGUCUGGUACGUGACCUACAAGCACACAGCACAAGCCAGCAGGACUGAGAAAACCAGAUCUUCAUCAGGAGAACUGGAGAGAGUCUCCUUCCUGAGGACACUUGUAGCCUGCCAGGGACAGUGCUCCCUGGGUGAUGGGGAGCACAAGUGUGAAUUCCCCAAAGGGAAGACAUGAACUCAAGACUUGCCCAGGUUUAUCAGCUACAUAAUCAUCAGCAUCAUCAAUGGCUGCUUUGGAAGAGAGGCCUGAACUCCGUUCCCUGCUGAAAGUGAGAUUGGACGUCCCUUGGUCCAGAAAAGGGGUCAGCAUCAGGACAUCACAUAGCAUGUCAGCUCUGGUGUGAGCUAAGAUGCAAAUCUCUGCACUUCUCUGCUGGUCCAGCAUCCUGGGUUCCCUGCAGCGCAUGCCAGGGUAGUGCACUCACAUGCAAGCUCCCAGCUCCCUUCAUACUAGAUGGACGCCAAGAGCGUGUCAUGUUUGACAAGAUCACAUCACGCAUCCAGAAGCUCUGCUAUGGGCUCAACGCUGACUUUGUCGAUCCCGCUCAGAUCACCAUGAAAGUGAUUCAGGGACUGUACAGUGGUGUCACAACGGUGGAACUGGAUACGUUGGCUGCUGAAACGGCCGCAACCCUGACCACCAAACACCCUGACUACGCUAUCCUGGCAGCAAGGAUUGCAGUGUCCAAUUUGCACAAAGAAACUAAGAAAGUAUUCAGUGAUGUGAUGGAUGAUCUCUACAACUACAUAAACCCUCACAACGGGAAGCACUCACCAAUGAUCUCCAAAGAAACCCUAGACAUAGUUUUGGCCAACAAAGAUCGCCUGAAUUCUGCCAUUAUCUAUGACAGAGACUUCUCCUACAACUAUUUUGGUUUUAAGACUCUUGAACGCUCCUACUUGCUGAAAAUCAACUCAAAAGUUGCUGAGCGUCCUCAACAUAUGUUGAUGAGGGUAUCGGUGGGGAUCCACAAGAAUGACAUUGAUGCUGCAAUUGAAACUUACAAUCUUCUGUCUGAAAGGUGGUUUACCCAUGCCUCCCCCACGUUAUUCAAUGCAGGCACCAACCGGCCUCAGCUUUCCAGUUGUUUCCUGCUGUGCAUGAAGGAUGACAGCAUUGAGGGAAUCUAUGACACUCUGAAGCAGUGUGCACUGAUCUCAAAGUCUGCUGGUGGGAUUGGCCUUGCUGUGAGCUGUAUCCGAGCCACGGGCAGCUAUAUUGCUGGGACAAAUGGAAAUUCCAACGGGCUUGUUCCAAUGCUGAGGGUCUACAACAACACUGCCCGUUAUGUGGAUCAAGGUGGAAAUAAGAGACCCGGGGCUUUUGCCAUCUACCUGGAGCCAUGGCAUUUGGACAUCUUUGAGUUUCUUGACUUAAAGAAGAACACUGGGAAAGAAGAGCAGCGAGCCAGAGACCUUUUUUUUGCCCUCUGGAUUCCUGAUCUCUUCAUGAAGCGAGUUGAAACCAACCAGGACUGGUCCUUAAUGUGUCCAAAUGAAUGUCCUGGCCUAGAUGAGGUUUGGGGAGAGGAAUUUGAGAAACUAUAUGAGAGUUAUGAGAAGCAAGGCCGUGUCCGCAGAGUGGUGAAGGCCCAGCAGCUCUGGUACGCUAUCAUUGAGUCUCAGACAGAGACUGGCACACCGUACAUGCUGUACAAAGACUCUUGCAACCGGAAGAGCAAUCAGCAGAACUUAGGGACCAUCAAAUGCAGCAAUCUGUGUACAGAAAUAGUGGAGUAUACCAGCAAAGAUGAGGUUGCAGUUUGUAAUUUGGCCUCUAUAGCCCUGAACAUGUACGUCACUUCAGAGCAUGCAUACGAUUUCAAGAAGCUAGCUGAAGUCACUAAAGUUAUUGUCCGAAACCUGAACAAAAUCAUUGACAUCAACUACUACCCUGUGCCAGAGGCUGAACGCUCCAACAGACGCCACCGUCCCAUUGGCAUUGGUGUGCAGGGCCUGGCAGAUGCUUUCAUCUUGAUGAGGUACCCAUUUGAAAGUCCCGAGGCCCAGCGCUUGAACCAGCAAAUUUUUGAAACCAUUUAUUAUGGUGCUUUGGAAGCCAGCUGUGAACUUGCCAAGGAGCAAGGACCAUAUGAAACAUAUGAGGGUUCUCCUGUCAGCAAAGGAAUUCUUCAGUAUGACAUGUGGAAUGUCACCCCGUCUGAUCUUUGGGACUGGAAGGCUUUAAAGGAGAAAGUUGCUAAAUACGGUGUCAGAAACAGCCUUCUCCUUUCUCCCAUGCCAACUGCUUCUACUGCUCAGAUCUUGGGCAAUAAUGAAUCCAUCGAGCCCUACACCAGUAACAUCUACACACGCAGAGUCCUCUCAGGAGAGUUUCAGGUUGUGAAUCCACACUUGCUGAAAGAUCUCACAGAGAGGGGCCUGUGGAAUGAGGAGAUGAAAAACCAAAUCAUUGCCCACAACGGCUCUAUCCAGAAUAUACCUGAGAUUCCUGAUGACUUGAAGCAACUCUAUAAGACAGUGUGGGAGAUCUCCCAGAAGACUGUCCUCAAGAUGGCAGCAGACAGAGGAGCUUUCAUUGAUCAGAGCCAGUCUCUCAACAUCCACAUUGCAGAACCCAACUAUGGCAAACUCACCAGCAUGCACUUCUAUGGGUGGAAGCAGGGUCUGAAGACUGGCAUGUACUACCUAAGGACAAAACCAGCUGCUAACCCCAUCCAGUUCACCCUGAACAAAGAGAAACUCAGAGAGCGGGAGAAGGCCUCCAAGGAAGAGGAAGAGAAGGAGAGGAAUAAAGCAGCCAUGGUGUGCUCCCUGGAGAACCGGGAUGAGUGUAUGAUGUGUGGCUCCUAAUGGAUCUGCUCUGCAGUGCCAGCAAAGCCAUUCCACCUGGCUGGAGUCCUUCUAAGAUGGAAGCAUCUAGUAUAACUUCAGGAUGUAGAGGCUUGCUGGAACUGUGGCAGGAGGGGUGAUCACAGUAGUGUCUUGUAGCUUCCCCAUCCAAUUGGGGGUUGGUGCACAGGUAUGGAUAGGGUGCAUAAGAAGUUUAUAUAUUGCUUUAGUAGCUGGGCUUCCUGAAAACUUAAGUGCUCUUGCAUGGUCUUACAUUGAACCCUACAGGCAGGGCUUUUCCUGAACAGACAGGGAAAGGUGCUAAUGCCACUUACCUUAAAGAUCUGUCCUGGGGACUUCAGACAAUUCUUUUCAUUUACUAAAGACUGUUACUUGUGUCUUCAGAGAAAGAAGUGGAUCUGACUGAUAUCUUUUCCUUUGCUGUGAAAGACAGCAAGACAACGUCCCUAGGCUAGGUGUGUUGUAAGCUUGCUAUGUUGUCUGUCAUGGUGAAGGAGCAAUUUAUGUUAAGCUUAGAAAGCUGGAGUGUGUGCACAUAUGCCAGUGAGAACCUUCUCCCACCAUUUCUUACUCUCUUUGUCCCCUCUCUUUCCCCUUCCAAAAAGCUUUUUAAAGGAGCGGACUGGUGGUAGGUGCAUUGCUACCUGGAGAGUUCAUCUUCUCCAUCCAGACUGACAGGGCAGAGCGUUGUGCUUGGUAAAUAUUCCUUUUCGGUUCUUAGCAGGAAAUGGCAGAACUGCUGCAGUGCAUUUUAUUCUGUAUUAAAAACCUACUCUUAUUUAUCAGUCAGUUUUCUGGUAAUGGGCUUCCAUGCUGUCCUUGGCCAGAAAGCCUUCUGAAGUGCACACGCCAUCUUUUUUUGAGAGAGAGUUGCAUUUAUCCACCCCAGCUAGUUAUUUGAUCUUUUAAAAAUAAUACAUUUUUACUUACCCGUGUACUUAACUCCCUGCUCUAAUGUGAUGGGGCUUUAUCAUCCAGUUCUUAAAUAUUUAUUGAAUUAAUGUACAAUACAACUAACCCUUUAAUCCAGCCAAACUCAAUAAAAUGUGGAAUGUCGAAGGAAUGA